AUGACUAUUGUUUCUACAGACACCACCAGCCGUCUUGCUAAACUAAGAGAGCAACUCAAAGCUCACAGCGUUGAUGCCUUUAUUGUCCCUUCUGAAGAUGCCCACCAGAGCGAGUACUUGGCUGCCUGUGACUCCCGUCGUGCCUACAUUUCUGGCUUUACUGGCUCUGCUGGUGUCGCUGUUGUAACUACUGACAAGGCUGCUCUGUGGACGGAUGGCCGUUACUUUCUUCAAGCUUCUCAGCAGCUCGACUCUAAUUGGAUUCUUCAAAAGUCUGGCUUGCCUGGCGUCCCUUCGAGAUCUGAAUGGAUUGUUUUAGCCAAAGGCAGCCGUGUUGCUAUUGAUCCCGAGGUUAUCAGUGUUGAUGCCGUCAAAGAGCUACAGGAAUCUAUGACUGCAGCUGGAAUUACUCUCGUCUAUACAUCUAAUCUAGUCGAUACUAUUUGGGAAGAUCGUCCAGCUCGUCCUAUGAACCCCAUUAAAGUACUGGGUCUUGAAUUUACUGGUAGCAAGCACUUUGAAAAAAAGAUUGCAGAUCUUCAGCAGAAACUAGAAAAAGCCAAGUGCUGGGGUAUUGUCAUCUCUUCACUUGACGAAGUCGCAUGGCUUUUUAAUCUGCGUGGCUCCGACAUACCGUACAAUCCUGUCUUUUUUUCUUAUGCUCUGGUGACUGCCGACAAGGCGUUCCUUUACACUGAUGCUCGCAAGAUCACUGAUCAAGUCAAGGCUCAUUUUGGAUCAAAGGUUACUGUCAAGCCAUACGAGUACAUAUUUGAUCACCUUAAAGUAUUCAAGACAGAAAAGCUCGAGGAAAAGUCUGCCGAGGUAAUAGUUUGGAUUGAUUUUCGCUGCAGCCUGGCUGUCAAGGAAGCUCUUGGAGGAGAUGCAACACGAUCUCCUGUCCAGGUUGCCAAGUCCAUCAAAACCGAAGCUGAGCUUGAAGGGUUCAGACAGUCGCAUAUUCGCGAUGCUGCUGCAUUGUGCCGCUAUUUUGCUUGGCUUGAAGACGAACUUGUUAACAAAAAAAGUGUCAUUUCCGAAGCAGAGGCUGCUGACGAGUUGGAAAAACUUCGAGGCCAACUUGCUAACUUUGUUGGGCUGAGUUUCGACACCAUCUCGUCCACUGGUCCCAAUGGCGCCAUCAUUCACUAUAAGCCAGAGCAUGGAUCCUGUGCCAUUAUUGAUGUCAACCAGAUGUAUCUGUGCGACUCUGGAGCACAAUUCCUUGAUGGCACCACUGAUGUCACUCGCACCCUUCAUUUCGGUACUCCGUCAUCCCGCGAAAAGGACGCUUUCACUCGCGUACUCCAGGGACACAUUGCUAUUGAUAUGGUUGUAUUUCCUUUUGGCACCACUGGUUAUAUUUUAGAUAUUCUUGCUCGUGCUCCACUCUGGCGUGCUGGCUUAGAUUACCGCCAUGGUACUGGUCACGGUGUUGGCGCAUAUCUCAACGUGCACGAAGGUCCACAUGGUAUUGGUCUUAGAAUUGCCUAUAAUGACGUCAAGAUGGAGCCCGGUAUGACGGUCACCAACGAGCCUGGAUAUUAUGAGGAUGGUGCAUUUGGUAUCCGUAUCGAGAAUGUGCUGCUAGUCAAAAAAGUCGAGACUGCCAACCGAUUUGGUGACAAUGACUACCUUGGAUUUGAGCACGUCACUGUUGUACCAAUCCAGACUAAGCUCAUCGACACUGGUCUUAUUUCUCCAGAAGAGAGAAAAUGGAUCAAUUCCUACAAUCAUGAAUGCUUUGAAAAAGUGUCUGGUCUGUUGUCCAAGGACGAGCCUGGCUACAAAUGGCUUGAGCGCGAGACUCGACCAUUUUGAAAAUAUCUUUUGAUUACUUGUGAAUAUCUAUUCAAGAAUCUGGGUUUCUGGACUGAGUUUAGAAUUCUUAUUGCUAACUUGUUACACUGAAAAAUGAAUAUAUCGAAUUUUGGU
This is a messenger RNA of Batrachochytrium dendrobatidis JAM81, 1935 nucleotides long. RefSeq names its product aminopeptidase P. The transcript has 13 exons. The coding region runs from base 1 to 1821 and encodes 606 amino acids. Lineage: Eukaryota; Fungi; Chytridiomycota; Chytridiomycetes; Rhizophydiales. The record is from RefSeq and is a predicted model, not a curated record. Gene Ontology annotation, molecular function: metalloaminopeptidase activity.